Molecule: messenger RNA, 1730 nt
Organism: Mus pahari (shrew mouse)
Lineage: Eukaryota; Metazoa; Chordata; Mammalia; Rodentia; Muridae
Gene: Dmrta2
Product: DMRT like family A2
Exons: 3
Coding region: 65-1672 (535 amino acids)
Biological process (GO): sex differentiation; regulation of transcription by RNA polymerase II; germ cell development
Cellular component (GO): nucleus
Molecular function (GO): RNA polymerase II cis-regulatory region sequence-specific DNA binding; DNA-binding transcription factor activity, RNA polymerase II-specific; protein binding
Source: RefSeq, a predicted model, not a curated record
CCGAGCUGGGCGACGCGUGCUGCGCCAACGGAGGAGGAGCCCGGAGCUCGAGGCAGGUCCAGCCAUGGAGCUGCGCUCGGAGCUGCCCAGCGUGCCCGGCGCGGCGACAGCAGCAGCGACAGCGACAGGACCACCCGUGGCAUCGGUGGCGUCGGUGGCUGCGGCGGCAGCUGCGGCAGCAUCGCUACCGGUGAGCGUGGCCGGAGGCUUGCUGCGGGCGCCGCCGCUCCUGUUGAGGGCAGCGGAGAAGUACCCGCGGACCCCCAAGUGCGCGCGCUGCCGCAACCACGGAGUGGUGUCCGCGCUCAAGGGCCACAAGCGCUACUGCCGCUGGAAGGACUGCCUGUGCGCCAAGUGCACGCUCAUCGCCGAGCGCCAGCGCGUCAUGGCGGCUCAGGUGGCCUUGCGCAGGCAGCAGGCGCAGGAGGAGAACGAGGCGCGCGAGUUGCAAUUGCUGUACGGCACUGCCGAGGGCCUGGCGCUGGCCGCCGCCAACGGCAUCAUUCCCCCGCGGCCUGCCUACGAAGUCUUCGGCUCGGUUUGCGCCACCGACGGCGGGGGGCCGGGAGCUGGAGCGCCCGCGGGGAGUGCAGGGGGCGCUGGGGGCGCAGGGGGCGCAGAGGCCAAGUUGCAGAAGUUUGAUCUGUUUCCCAAGACGUUGCUUCAGGCCGGCCGCCCCGACAGUCCGCCGCCGCCGCCAGGGAAGCCCUUGUCGCCCGACGGCGCGGACUCAGGUCCCGGGACCUCGUCUCCGGAGGUGCGGCCCGGCUCAGGCUCGGAGAACGGAGACGGCGAGUCCUUUUCGGGGUCGCCUUUGGCCCGGGCCUCCAAGGAGGCGGGUGGCAGCUGUCCUGGGAGCGCGGGCGCCGGCGGUGGCGGCGAGGAGGACAGCCCGGGCUCCUCCAGCCCCCUGGGUUCCGAAUCGGGUUCGGAGGCCGACAAAGAAGAAGCGGAGGCCGCACCGACUCCGGGGCUGGGCGGCGGGCCGGGGCCGCGGCAGCGGACGCCGCUGGACAUCUUGACGCGCGUCUUCCCGGGCCACCGGAGAGGCGUCCUGGAGCUGGUGCUGCAGGGCUGCGGUGGCGACGUGGUGCAGGCCAUCGAGCAGGUGCUCAACCACCACCGCGGAGGCCUGGCGGCCGGCCUGGGCCCCGGCGCGCCGCUGGAGAAGGCCGCGGUGAGCGCGGCGGUGGAGGACGCGUGGCCCGGGCGCAUGGAGGCCGCGGCCGCCGGGGGAGCCGGGCUGCCCGCUCCGCUGCAGACCGGGCCCGCCGCGCCCUCGCACCACAGACCCUUGCUGGCCGGGGCCAUGACGCCCGGCGCGCUGGGCUCGCUCGGCAGCCGCUCCGCCUUCUCGCCGCUGCAGCCCAACGCCAGCCACUUCGGUGCCGACGCGGGCGCCUACCCUCUGGGCGCGCCGCUCGGCCUGAGCCCCCUGCGCCUGGCCUACUCGGCGGCGGCGGCCCACAGCCGCGGCCUGGCCUUCAUGGCGCCCUACUCCACUGCCGGCCUGGUGCCCACGCUCGGCUUCCGGCCGCCCAUGGACUACGCCUUCAGCGACCUCAUGCGCGACCGCUCGGCCGCCGCCGCCGCCGCCGCGGUGCACAAGGAGCCCGGCUACGGGGGCGGGCUGUACGGGCCCAUGGUCAACGGCACCCCCGAGAAGCAGUAGGGUAUGGGGCCAGGCAGCCCAGCCACCCCGAAACAGCGACCUAGCCUGCUCCCCCAGC